Messenger RNA from Syngnathus typhle (broad-nosed pipefish), 4834 nucleotides. RefSeq names its product myelin regulatory factor (gene myrf). Gene Ontology annotation, cellular component: nucleus; endoplasmic reticulum membrane. Gene Ontology annotation, molecular function: sequence-specific DNA binding; DNA-binding transcription factor activity. Bases 393 to 3416 code for a protein of 1007 amino acids. The record is from RefSeq and is a predicted model, not a curated record. The transcript has 26 exons. Gene Ontology annotation, biological process: positive regulation of DNA-templated transcription; central nervous system myelin maintenance; protein autoprocessing. NCBI's taxonomy places the organism in Eukaryota, Metazoa, Chordata, Actinopteri, Syngnathiformes, Syngnathidae.
UCUUGUCCAUGCGCUCAUCCUGUCCAGGAAGGAGCUCGGGGAAGCAAGUUCACUCACUCGCUUUGGAUGCAGCUUUUACGCACAACAUUUGAGCGAUUCCAUUCGGUGACAUGCUUGCGAUGGCGUGUUGGAGAUGCUUCCAAAUGAUGAGCCGCCGGCUGUGACACGUGUCAACUUGUUUGACAACCUUGCGUCUUUGGCAACUGAACGACAGAGAGAGAAAAAGACGCUCGCUCUUCGCGUGCACGACUGGAUUUUUUUAUUUUUAUUUUUCCGUCCCGUCCAAGAAGAGAGUUUGUGAUGCAUGUGUGAACGUUUCCCCCCCCAUCCGAAUUGCUGUCGUUCGGAACAACGGGGAUUUUCAAUGGAUUUUAUAUGCGGGGCCCGCUAGGAUGGACGUGGUAGACGAAACUGAAGCUUUACAGAGAUUUUUUGAAGGCCAUGAUAUUACCAGUAGUCUGGAUACAGCCAACAUCGACACCAGUAUCCUGGAAGAGUACAUCAGCAAGGAGGACGAUAGCACUGACAUCUGUUUCUCAGAGGUCCACAGCACCCCGGGACCUAAUUACUCAUCCCCCCAGGCGGGAGUGUCCACCUCCGGGGGGUUGGUGUGCGGCGUGAGCCCUCCGAUUCCCCUCCGCCAGGGAGCGCCUCCCCCCGGGCCCCCCAACUGUCCCAACCCGUACCCGGCGGCGGGUCCUUCUCUGAGCCUGCGGCACAGCUACCCCUGCCUGGGUCAGCAUCAGCAGCACCAGCAGCAGCACCAGCAGCACCAGCAGCACCAGCAGCAGGCACACAUCAAACCCGAGCACAGAGCUCACUACGCCCCUGGAACUCUUCCCGAGUCCCCGCCAGACUCAAGCUCAGAGCCGUACUCACCUCAGCAGGUGAAUGAUCCGCACAUGAUUAGGACCAUGACGCCGGAAAACAUGUGUCACAUGACUCCCACGCCGCCCCUCCCGCCUCACGGCCACUAUGCCGCCAUGCACCGGGACAUGUACUUGAAGCCAGAGCCCAUCAUAUCCCAGUAUCCCAUGGGCCCAGCCACCAGUGCCGGUGGAGACAUGCAGCAGACGCAGAUGCUUCACCAGCUACUGCAGCAUCCGCAGGGGCAGGAUGGAAUUCCUGUUCAUCAGACAAAAAAGAGGAAGCAUUCGGACUCUCCCAACAGCACUCUCAAUUCCCAAAUCCUCACAGGUAUCAUCAAACAAGAACCAGGUUUGAUGCAGGAGGCCGACAACGGAUACAUGGACCCAAACUAUCAGUGCAUCAAGUGGCAACCUCACCAGCAGAACAAGUGGACGCCGCUUUACGAUGCAAACUGCAAAGAGCUCCCGAUGCCAAGCUACCGAGUAGACGCCGACAAAGGCUUCAACUUCUCCUUGUCCGACGAUGCUUUUGUGUGCCAGAAGAAGAAUCACUUCCAGGUGACGGUGUACGUCGGGAUGCUGGGCGAUCCCAAGUACGUGAAGACAAGCGAAGGAUUUCAGCCCAUCGACUGUUUCUAUCUCAAACUCAACGGAGUGAAAGUGGAGGCCAUGAAUCAGUCCAUCAGCGUGGAGCAGUCGCAGUCGGAUCGAAGCAAGAGGCCUUUCAAGCCGGUUUUGGUCACCUUGCCCCCAGAGCAAGUGACAAAAGUGACAGUCGGCCGGCUCCACUUCAGCGAGACCACAGCGAAUAACAUGAGAAAGAAAGGCAAACCAAAUCCAGACCAGAGGUACUUUAUGCUGGUGGUGGCCCUGCACGCUCAGUCCCACAGUCAGACAUACACUGUGGCUGCUCAUGUGUCUGAGAGGAUCAUCGUCAGGGCGUCCAACCCGGGCCAGUUUGAAAGCGACUCGGACGUGCUGUGGCAGCGAGGCCAAUUACCCGACUCGGUCUACCAUCACGGGAGAGUCGGCGUCAACACCGACCGGCCCGACGAGGCUCUUGUCGUCCACGGUAAUGUCAAGGUCAUGGGCUCCCUGGUGCAUCCGUCCGACAUCCGAGCCAAAGAGAACGUACAAGAGGUGGACACCACAGACAAUUUGAAACGGAUUUCUCAGAUGAGGCUGGUCCAUUAUCAAUACAAGCCCGAGUUUGCCGCCACCGUCGGCAUAGAGAGCACCGCAGAGACCGGCGUGAUUGCGCAAGAGGUUCAACAGAUUUUACCCGAGGCAGUCAAGGAAGGGGGCGAUGUUGUGUGCGCCAAUGGGGAAACUAUUCCCAACCUUUUAGUUGUCAACAAGGAUCGCAUCUUCAUGGAAAACGUGGGCGCGGUAAAAGAGCUGUGCAAGCUGACAGACAACCUGGAGACUCGAAUCGACGAGUUGGAGCGCUGGAGCCGCAAACUGGCCAAGCUGCGACGUCUCGACAGUAUGAAGAGCACCGUGAGCGGCGGCACGGUCAGCCAAUCGGGAAGCUAUUUUAGCAGGACAGGAAGUGGCCCCCUUAAGAAGAAGACGGUCAAACCUGGGAGCAAGAGCCCACUUCCAGAUCAAGGCUGUAUCAGUCAGAGGUUCAUGCAGGGGAGCAUCCUGGCUCUCGUCAUUGUCAUGGCCUUCAGUGUCCUAUCCAUGUCCAUCCUUUAUGUACUGACUCUUCAUCACAGAGGAGACGUCGGUAACAAAGACGGCGACGGGUCAAGAGCCGCACUGGGGUCUUCACUCAAGAGUCCAUUUGUUCCGCUUUCCACGACAUCGACACCAGCUUGCUGUCCAACCACAUCUUUGAGCGACCAAUCAUCGACCAUUCUGAUGUUAAAUAACAACCAAUCUGCCGCAGCUCCGGACACCUUGGUUCCCACACCAGGCAGCAUGAAUAAGAAAGCCAAAUCCAGAAUGAUGGACAAGGAUGGACGCAACAGAAACCGUCUGAGUCACACGUCUGCUCCGCUCUACAUGUCCAAGUCCAAAAGGCCUCCUCCGUCGGCAGACUCGGACGGAGCGGGGGCCGCCAACCGUCUGCCCGGUGGACAGCAGCCAACGCCACGAAGACAGCGCAGUGUAUAUUUCAAGGAAGGAAGAUCAACACCUUCGCUGACUGCUCUGCAUAUCGUGGAGACGGAGCAAGAAAUCACAACGCAAUAUUGUAAAACCCCCAAAAGUUGCAGUUACACGAUAUCCCUCCAUGGAAAGAGCAAUUCUUCGCUAUCGCAACUCACUUUGCACAUGAUGUCCCCGGACAGCGUGUGGGUCCAACAAUGUCAAGCCACCAAAGGACGGCUAUGUCCAAAUCACACGGAGACCGAAUUGUACAGUGGACAAAAAACAACAACACGGGGCACUCAUCACUUGUGGCCACUGCCUCUGCUGUCCUUCCGAGACAUCACCUACCAUUUUCGGGUCUCUUCAUCUGAUGGAAUGAGUUGUGGCGCUGAGGGUGAAACGUCCUCCUACUCUGACUACCACAUUGUCGUUGAAAACAAGUGCAUGUGAAGGACGCCUGCCUGGCCACCUGGCCUUAUAAGCCAGCUGCAUCUACCUGCGAGGUUGAUGGGCAUUUUAACGUGCAUUCUUAUAUUUUAUUUUGAAAGAAAAUUAUGUCAAACUAUCUAUCACUGUCGUCUGGCUCGUAUCAACAUCUCUUUUUGCUGUUUGUGUCUGAAAAUGUUUGAGAGCAACUGUGUUGAAAUGCCACCUUGAAACUUGCGAAGUGAAACGAACGAUCACAAAGCCGUCGUCAAUAUACACUGGAUGACACCGUAUACAUUUUGUUGACUUGAUGUACACCUCCAAAUAGAAAUACACUGACGCGUUUAAUGGUUCAGCUCCCUCCGUCUGGCUGCAACCUGCCUUUUACCUCAAAUAGUCCACACUGCUACUUCCUUGGCCUCUUUUGCUACAAUUUGGGAAAGUACGAGGAAAUGUAUCUCUUAAUGGCAAAUGUCGGAAUCCGUCAUGUAUGCAUUAGCACACAAAUUGAAGGAAGCAAGUCAUUUCCUCAGAAUGACACAUUAUAGGACUGGAUGGAUGGAUGGAUGAAUGCUUAGUAACUGGAAAUACACCAGAGAAUAAUAUAUGUCCAACACUGACAAUAUUUCUCAAGAAAACACUGGAAUAUUUUACACUGAAUUACGUGCAUCCAAGUUGCUUUUCCCUCCAAACUCUCAAUGGCCACAGUUUUGUCGGUGAAGCUGCGAGGGAGUUGCGACUAUAACAUCCACUGUUUCAAAUAUCUGCACCAUCUUUUAACAAGUUUAAUACGUGUGAUAUGUUUGGUAGCCUGUAAUGUUUUCCGAUUUAAACAUAUUCUCGUGAUGUGGCCAACUGUUGCGCUUUUGUCUUUCACAUUCAUUGUCCACAUGUAGGUUUUUGACCAAUUCAAUAUCUUACAGGAAAAACAGCCAUGUUGAAAACUCAGAGCAACUCUUUUCCGUUUCUUAUGCACUCUUGCUUAUUUAUAAUGCACCAGCUAGCGUAAAUGAAACCACUGUAGCACUUUUCACACUGUGUGUACAUAUACACUGUAUAUACAUAAUGAAACUGCUCUUGCUCUGUCCAUCUGCUUUCGAUAGUCCAGUAGAAUUGCAUUACACGUAGUACUGUUUGGCAGCAUUGUGUUUAAAAUUGAUACUCUUUUUUUUUUGUGUUAUUGUAUUGUUUUUAAAGUUGUUGUUGUUUUUUGCUGUCGACAGCAUAUUUCCACUUUAGCUAUUAAGAACUGGAAUGGUUACGAAAACAUUCCGACCAUUUCUACAAGUGAAGUCCAAAUACCGUAACACUAACUUGAAUACUUAAAUAUCAUUACAUAUAAUAUUGAGACCACACGGUCAUCACUUUUCCAGAGGUUUUUAUUUCAAGAAGAUGCUGUAAUAUUGUAAAAGCAAAUAAAUAUGAUAUGAUUUGUGGCGCAA